AUGGCCUCGCUGCAGUGUCUCGACGCGAAGGACGACCCGCUGCCGCCAAGCUGCCCGCCGCUCGGGCCAACCUCUCAGAAGGCCGACCUGCCCCGGCUCAGCGACGAGGAGCUGGCGGAGGCCGCGCAGAGCGGGGGCAGCCGGGGCUUCGGGGCGCUGAUCCCGUUCUUCGGCCCGCCGAAGCCGCUGCUCAUCGGUAGCCUGCUGCUGCGGCUGCGGUCGCGCGAGGUGUUGCCAGAGGAUGUCGCGUCUGAGGAGGUGACCUCCAUAAUAGGCACGCUGAAGGACGCCGUGUCCUCCAGCGAGCAUCCUCUCGGAGUGGCCGCGCCCAUGUACGGCGUCCCGAAGCGCGUGAUCGCCCUCGGCGAAACGGACGAGAUGCUGGGCAGACUGUCCGAUCGCUCCAAGGUGACCGAGGAGCACGCGGUGUUUGGGCCGUUUGUCAUGCUGAAUCCAGUGGUCACGCGCCGCGCCAGCAGCCAAUUUGCGUACUUCUGGGAGAGGUGCAGCUCCGUGCCCGGGUAUCAGGGCGUCGUCGGGCGCGACGUGGAGGUGGACGUGUCGGGCCUGGACGAGAAAGGCCGAGAGGUGAAGCUCACCGUCCGCGGCUGGAGGGCGCGGCAGCUGCAACACACCGUGGACAUGCUGGACGGUGUGCUGUACGUGGACAGGAUGGAGAGGCGGUCGUUCUGCCGCAGCGCCAAGCUGUGGGAUGUCCCCGACGAGCUGCCCGAGGACGUCCCCUUCGGGACGCGGCCCAGGGCGAAGGCUAGCGCCGGCGCCGGCGCCAGCGCCGCCCGCCGCCCGUCGGCCGCAGGCCCCGCCAAGCGGCGAGCCGCCCCCCCGCUGGCGCGCGCCCGCCCCGCCGGCGCUCCGGCGGCCGCGCCCGCCGCCGCCCCGCCGGCGCGCCCGAGCGCCCCGGCGGCUCCGCCCGCGGACGCCCCGCCGGAUGCCGGCUACGAGUACAUGCCUGGCCUGAGUAGCAGGCACGUUCGCUCGGUGACGCACAGCCGCACGAACCUGCUGGUCAUCCUGCAGGCGUUCCCAGGCAACAUCCCGUGGGGGGUCAUCAUCGUCUAUCUCCACGACUUCCUCGUGCAGGACCUGGGCCUCUCCAGGCACAAGGCCCUGGGCGCCAUCACGACGCUCGCGGCGGCCGCGUUCGCGGGCAUCCUCACCGGCGGCUUCGUCGGCGAGAGGCUCUACGGUGCCAGCAGCAAAUACUUGGCCAUCUUCGGGGGCAUCUGCAAUAUGGCGCGGGCCGUGCCGUUCUUCCUCAUCUUCGGCUGGGCGGACUUCUUCGGCCCCCUGGCGAGCUCCUCGGAGGGCGCCUUCUUCCUGGUCCUCAUGGCUGGCGGCUUC
This is a messenger RNA of Prorocentrum cordatum, 1362 nucleotides long. NCBI's taxonomy places the organism in Eukaryota, Dinophyceae, Prorocentrales, Prorocentraceae. The record is from the annotation of a GenBank genome assembly.